AUGUCGGACGCGAUAGCCACGGCCGCUGGCAUCCACUUCGAACCCUCCGCGGCCGGGGGCUUCGGAAGCAGUGGCAGCAUCAGUGACGGUGGCCCCGAAGGGACAAAAAGGGACGAGAAGCGGCUCUCACCUCCGCUUCCGCCUUCUCCAGGUCCAUCAGAGGGGCAGUUGGGUCUCCUUAGCGCCUCAGAGAAUGAAGAUAUAACUCAGCGGCCAGAACCUACACCCCAGGCAGAAGUCAGUCUGGGAAAUGAUACCUCACUAUGCAGGCUGCAGAAUGGGUCCUCUCUAAAUGAAGAUAUUGCAAAGGAUUCUGAGUGUGGUCAUGGAAAUCAAGAAGAACAAGAUGUAGCAGGAAAGGAGAUCCUAACAGAUCAAGUCCAGCAACAAAAGGAGGAGGCUCUUGUGCAGGUGAGAAAAUGCCCUACUCCAGAAGGGCCAGGUGAUAUAGUCAUGAUACAAUCAGAGUACACUGGCGCCAUAGAUGUCCUCUCAGCAGAGCUCGAAACAACUGAUCUGCUGGGAGAGCAGAAAAAAGCUCGACCACCUCCUCUGAUUCCACCAACCACUUGGACCAGCUCCAAAAUAAGAGAUUUCAAAGCAAAGAUGGCCAAGGAAAAGAAUACCCGAAUGGUGGUCAAACGGGGUGAGGUGUUAACAGUCCGGGUGCCAACUCACCCAGAUGGAAAGCGUGUCUGCUGGGAAUUUGCCACAGAAGAUUAUGACGUUGGUUUUGGGGUCUAUUUUGAUUGGACUCCUGUUACUAGCACUGCCAUUACUGUCCAGGUCAGUGAAUCAAGUGAUGAAGAAGAUGAAGAGGAAGAGUUUGAAGGACCUAUCCCUGUUGGUGAUGUGGAAAGGGGUUCCAAAAGCUAUUUGAGAAGCCGUUAUGGGGAGAUCAUGCCAGUCUACCGAAGAGACAGCCACCAUGAAGUGCAAAUAGGCAGCCACGAGUAUCCAGGCGAGGGCAUCUAUUUGCUCAAAUUCGAUAACUCUUACUCCCUCCUACGCAACAAGAUUCUUUUCUUUCAUGUCUAUUAUACCAGCUAAGCAAGGAUGGAAUGGGUGAGAUGUAAAGAACUGGAGCCAGGUCUGUGACUAGAGGUACUGCUUGAUAGCCAAAUCUUAUAUGCAUCUCUGUGCUUAUGUGCAGAUGACUCCUUUCAGUUGCGCUUCACUAUGAAGGUGGGGCAAGCAAUCACUGGCAGUUCCACUUUGUUUUAUGCAGACACCAUGCUGGAUUUUUAGCCUCAGCAAAGCAAGUCACCGGACUUCAAGUGUUUGCCUUUCCUUUCUAUUGCACUUGUAUGAACUCAGAAAUAUGCCUUUUACUUUUUGGGUAAAUAUGUUCUCUUCUAAUAUGCUGGCUGCAAAAAUUCACUUGGAUCAACUGCCAAAGCAGCCUGUAGAACUAGUGCUAUUACUGUGAUGUAAUGCGUUGUCGUUUGCCUGGUCCCUGAGAAUCUCAUGAAAUUGAAUGUAAGCCUUCCACACCACUGGAAGCGUGCCUUUCUUCUGCCUCCAACCACACUGGCAUGUUCAGUGCAAGGCACAGCCGGGAUUCAGUUUUUGACAUACAUAUUUGGAUAGCACAGCUUGACUUGAAUCAAAGGUCAGAGUUGAUUGAAGAGUCAAGACCUCAUGAAUUCUCUCUUAAUCAAGGGAGUAAAAGAUCUAUGGGAGAAGGAAACAUAAACCAUAAAACUCUUGUUUUGGGGAAAUAAUUGAAAAAGCUGUCAUCAACAGAAAUUACUUCUGGUUCCUUCACACCUUUUAAGGCACAAUGUGCUGAUUGGCUUUUUUUCAUAAAUUUAGCACAGCGUUAGAUAUAAUUGUCAAACUAGAAUUGAGUAGGUAAAGGUAAAGGUUUUCCUUGACUUUAAGUCUAGUUGUGUCCGACUCUGGGAGGUGGUGCUCAUCUCCAUUUCUAAGCUGAAGAGCAGCCAUUGUCCAUAGAUGCUUCCUAGGUCAUGUGGCUGGCAUGACUGCAUGGAGCACCAUUACCUUCCCGCAGAAACAGUAUCUAUUGAUCUACUCACAUUUGCCUGUUUUCGAACUGCUACAUUGGCAGAAGCUGUGGCUGAUAGCAGGAGCUCACUCCGCUCUCCAGAUUUGAACUGCCAACCUUUCGGUCAGCAAGUUCAGCAGCUCAGUGGUUUAACCUGCUGUGCCACCAAGGGGCCCUUAUAUAGACUUGACUAAAAGGAUAUAAAAUCCUCUAAUAAGUGGAAGCUCAAGACUGACAUGGGAUAUUCCGGGUAUUUGUUUUUUAAAAAAAUGCAUCACCUUGACAGUCAAAUUGAAGCAGUCUGUUCUCUGCUGCCUAUCACUUCUUACAUAUCUAUAGUCUGGAUGUGGUUAUAUGAUUGUUGUGCUUCUUACGUUUGCUAUGCUUCACUUCAGCUCCCCGACAGUAUGACAUUUCAAACACGCAGGUCUAAGUGCACCUACCCAAACCCAACUCAAACAAAAUAGUACAGGACACAAAGUGACAGUGAGGCAAUCAUUGACCCACACAUUAGCCCUUUUCCAUCUUCAAUAAGGGCUUUGAGUUCUUAGUCCUGAUAAGGAUUCUGCAGUUUGUCCAUGUUUUGUUAUGAUAUGGUCUCCACCAGUGGGUCUAGGCCUUAUUUUUGACAUCCAUCAUUGAAGCUCUCAGGACUAUCAGUAACCAAUAAGAGUCUCUUUUCACACAUACCAUACAGAGUUCAGCUGCUAUUGCCAGUUUUUAAUUAGUAGCACAAUUUCCUAUUCCAUAUCGGAAUUUGGCAAUUGCAUCAUCUGUCGUUCACAGCUCAGGUCUUAGAGGAUAUAUGUAUGUAGCUUAUGGUUGUCUCUGCAGCAGAGGAUGUAUAAAUGUAUACAAAGAUUUCAGAUGCAAAUGUGAAUAUGCCUUUCAAAACAACUGCUGUCUGUGACAUUUUGUCUAAUGUGUUUUUACUUGGUUCUUUGCAUGAUUGCAGCAAACAUUCAUAGUUUAUCAUAGAUUUUUGGAAACCCUUCUAGGGAAAGCCGUUGUUGUAUCAGGUUUAGUGAGGGGAACACAUAAAGCCAAAGAACCCAUUUUCCAAAAAUGCUUCAUAUUCUCUUUGCCAUAUUAUGUACUUUGCUAAGUGAAGCUAAUAAUGUAACUAGAAAAGUAAAUAGAACAAGGAAAGACCAUUUUUGCAAUCGAUACAUUUUUAACAGAAAAGGUUCAUGGAAUUAUAUCCUAGACUUUUUUUCAUUUCUGCUCACUUUAAAAAAGGGAGUCAAGUGCAAUUUAUCUUUCAUCAGGAUGUGAUGUGAGAAACAAAUACACAACUUGUUGUAGACCAAUAACAUGAAAAGGAGAAAUGAAUACAGUACUUGGUUUAGGAUGGGGAAUCACAAACAAUUUAGUACUAAUUGAAAAUGAAAAAUCUUUGACGUAAAGGAUAGCACAUAUAUUUCUUUCUCUAUAAAUGAGCUGCAUAGGAAGUGGUCUCAGACACUUCCCUCAUUUAUUUUGUCUCUUUUAAUUACCCGUAGACAGCUUUUUAACAACUUGCCUUCCCCGAAUGUAGAUUUAAACUGUGGUUAUUUGUAAUUAUUCAAGGUAUUUCCCCUGAAACCUUAAUCUAUUUACUUUCCACACUAUACAUAGCUCAUGUUUUAUGUGUCCAUUUUGAACACAAGGGCACUUUUUUCGUGUCAGGAGCGACUUGAGAAACUUCAAGUCACUUCUGGUGUGAGAGAAUUGGCUGUCUGCAAGGACAUUGCCCAGGGAAUGCCUGGAUGGUUGAUGUUUUACCAUCCUUGUGGGAGGCUUCUUUCAUGUCCCUGCAUGGGGAGCUGGAGCUGUCAGAGGGAGCUCAACCUGCUCUCCCCGGAUUUGAACUGCGGACCUAUCAGUCAGCAGUGCUGCUGGCACAAGGGUUUAACCCAUUGUGACCCCAGGGGCUCCACAAGGGCACUGUUUUGUUAGACAUUGGAGAUGAUGGGUAGUUGUUUUAUUUAAAGUUCUUCCUGAAUAAGGAGUAUAGAAAUAGAGGUUGUAUAUAUUAAGUGUGCAUGUUUGAGCUAAUAUUGUGCAUGCCUAAUUAUAACAUUUGCUUAAAGACUUUUUUUGCCAAGCAAUAAGGACUGUGCUCUCCCAGAUGAUAGAAAACAGGAUCUUAUUUCUGGCUGUCAGGAACUAAUUUGAAGAUGAAGGACAGAAUUUGAAAUGGUUGCUUUUAUUGUGUAAUUCUAUUCAUGCUGCUGAGGUUUGCAUCAUGUGACAAUGUCUGCCUGGUCACAUCCUUCCCUCUUCAAAAAUUUUCAAACUUUGUAGUGGCAUCAGAUUAUAUAUCCUACCCAAAUACUAUCCAAAAUAUCUGAUCCAAAUACUUGCCAGACCAAGACUUGCUCAAGCAUAGGGGUGGCACCAAUCUAUGCCAUCAUAUGCCAUAGGUUGGUAUCUUCUCAUCAUAAACCUCUUACAAAAUAAAUAAUGAAAUAAUUGAAUCACAGACCGAAAAACUUUGGAGGCCUCUGUGAGAAACAGCUAAGAAAAAUGUACAUACUAGUUUUGAAUUGAUGCAGUUAAUUUUUGUCAUUUUUACAUGCAUUGGUGUAGAUCACGCAUGGGCUAGCUUUGGACCUCCAGGUGUUUUGGACUUCAACUCUCACGUUUCCUAAAAGCCUGAGACUCUUUCCUUUUAUGUGGCUGAGGGGGAAAACAAAAGGGCCUAAGGCUGUUAGGAAUGGUAGGAGUUGCAGUCCAAAACACCUGGAGGGCUGAAGUUUGCCCAUGCCUGGUGUAGAUGGAAGAGAAAUGCAAUUUCAGAUAAAUCAGCUAUAGUUUCAGAAUGGUUGAAACAUAGGAUAGACAUUUUCUAAAAUUAUAUGACUAACUUUAUAUUUGAUGUACUUUGAGCAUUGUUCUGCAUGAUAACUAUUAACUAUUGGCUAAUUUAUUUCUUUUCAUCAUGUACAGAAGUAACAUGAUGAAAGAAUGAAAAAUAUAUAGCAAUUAAAGAUAGGGAGGAACUAUUCAUGUCUACCAUCCAAUCUUGGUAGCUCUUAAAAAAGAUUCUCUGAAUGUUUUAUGGCUUUUUAUAACCUAAUUUUGCCCUCUUUUAGUUCUUCCUCUUAUUAAAAAACUCAUGAAUUACUGUUGUUAAUUUUAUUUAUUUCUUCUAUUUAUUGCUGUAAUAAAAUUCCAUUUGGUCAGGUUUCUGUGUACUUAGUAUAAUAAAGAAGGCUAUUAGAUAAAUGAUAAUCUAUGUGACAAUCCAUUCUAAGGAACUCUUAAUGUUACUUGGAGAAAAUUAAAACUGCCUUGACAAUCGCCUUAAAACAGUUAAGGGUGUCAGAAUUAAAAAGAACUAUGGGAUAUAAUGUGGUUAUAGUGUUUUGAGUGUUGCAUUAUGACCCUGGAGACCAGAGUUUGAAUCCCUACUCAGUCAUGGAAGCCCAUAGGGUAACUUUUAGAAAGUCAAAUUUUCUCCAGCUCAGAGGAACCCAUGAUAAACCCCUAUGAUAGAGUCACGCUAAAUCAGAAAUGACCUAAAGGGACAUAAGAACAAUAUGACAUAAACCAAAUCUAUAUUCCUGUUCAAAUGCACCUGGGGGUAAGUACCAUUUUAGUUCAUUGGGGCUUACUUCUAAGUUGAUAUGCAGAAGAUUGUACGUAUUAUUGAACUUAUAGAAAGAAUCCUAUUGACUUGUGCCUUCAAAGCAUGUUCUUGUUCUUCCUUUCUUGAAUGACAAGUUUAAGACAGUUCAUUGCAGUGAUAUAACCUGACUUCUGACUAUGUUGUUUGGAGGAAUAGACAGUGCCUGCUUUUAGUUGUUCAUUCUCUACUGCUCAGACCAUGACACCAAGAUAGGAAUCCAUGCAGCAGAAGAGCCUGUGCAUUGUUUGUUUUGUGGCCAUGAUUAUCUGGGGGAAAUCAGUUGGACAAAUGCUCUGUUUAAUCUUAAAGCAUGCUGUGGCCUUAAGUGGCUCUUUUGUUUUGCAAUAUAGGCAGUCCUCGAGUUACAAACAUCCAACUUACAAAAGAUUCAUAGUUAAGACUUGGGCUGAAGCAACAGGAAAUGAGAGGAAUCUACCUCUCAGAAGAGUAAUUCAUUAUUAAAAGAGUUUUUAUGGGGAAAAGGUGUUUCCACUAAAGCUUUAUCACCAAUACUUGUUUCCACAACAAGCCAAAAAUUUCAAAAUCCAAUUAUCACAGGGACAGAAAGUGAAGUGAAAUCUUCUGAACAGACAGCAAAACAUGUCUGUGCUAUCCAAAAUACUUGUUCAACUUAAGAACAAACCACAGAACCUAUAACUUGGGGACUGCCUGUAGUUAGUUUGCCACUGAUCAUUUAGCAAUGGUAAAUCCUAGAAAGCAAGAUUAAUAUGGGUUGAGUUUUGUUUAUUUGUUCUUGUUUAAACAAAGGAUGUGCGAUUUCAGAAUAUUGUGUUUCCUUAAGAGGCAGACUUUUGAGAAUUGCUAGUCUUGAACAGAGAGCAGUUACUUCCUUGUUCGUUCCUUUACCCAUAAUGUUUGAAAAAUUUAAAACAGCAAUCCUGUCCAAUAAAACAGCUUAGGGGAAUACAUCACACUCUUGGUUCAACUCACAUUGAUAUGUCUGAACGUUCAUGGAUGCAUCUCUAAGCAUAUUUAUUCUGGAGGACCCCUUAGUCAUCUCUGGUAAUUAUUUCUGACUAGCAAGAUGUAUAAGGAUGUAAAACUACUGUGUUUUGAUUAUGGCACACAACAUGCCAGUUCCAAUGUGAAGAGUUUGAGCUUGGUGAGAAUCUUUGAAUACCAUUGCUCAGUGUCAUAUAAAAAAAUCAAAUUACAUUUAGAUUCAUUUAUCUUAUAUAUUUCUGAUGCAUAUAACAGUGUCUUCUGAACAGCAUUGGCUUCCUUAGAUAUCAAUCAAAAGUUAUUCCCAACAGUGUAAAUAACAUAGUUUAAUGAGGGACUGGUGAGCUUUCCCGCUGAGCUUCAAAAUGUUUGGAACCUCUUCAAAUUGUAGUAGUGAUUUGUCAUGCAGAGUGGGGGCUUAUUUUUUAAAAAAUGCAAUGGACUUUUGACUGAUAAACCAGUGAUGGAUGGAUUUUUCCCUAGGACAUCACUAGAAUAGUCUUUUAUUUAUUUUUUGGACAUUCAAGAUAGAGAUUUUGCAUAAUUCAAAGCUCACAUCCAGCAUUUUAAAUAGGUAGUUGGCAUCACAUUACCAGCUAGGUGUUUCCUCUUGUGGUUGUUGUGUCAUUAACCAUUAAUGGAUAUAUAAUUGGACAAGAAAUCCAAGGCAUUACAUCUAUGGCUACUACUCCUAAAAUCCCUGCUCUUCAAUGGCUGGAGAACAUGUUGGCUGGAGGAUUUGUAAUCCAAUUUUUGCCAAGUUCUAGAAACUGUUGGCUAAACCCUGCCCGAGAAAGGCUAAGUUUUGUAUAAUGUGGUGAUGCAUAGGAUUAAAUGGUAAAAAGAUGAAGAUGGGCAUUGAAAGUCUUAACGUUUUGACAGAAACACAUGGAUAUGCUGUGUUGUCUUCUGAAAUGAUCAGGCUCUGGCUGCAAUAUGCCUGCGAGUCAGAAUACCAGUUUGGUGCUCUUUUUCGGCACCGCGUGAGGCUUUUGUUUCUGGUAUUUUUUUUUGUAAGAUUCCUCCUCUUAAUCUGAAAUCUUAUGCACCAGAUAUGUAUGUGUUUGUAUCCUGCCGUGCAUUCUUUUUUGUUAUUUAUGUUUUGGUACUGGCUUGGUACAGUCUUUCUAAUGUGUAUGCUGUUGAAACAGAAUGUAAUGUCUGUUACACUUUAUGAAGUAUCUGUUUUGUGACUGUAUGUUUGAUUUUUUAAAAAACUCAUUAAACCUUUUCAGCAUUCACCCAA
This is a messenger RNA of Anolis sagrei ordinatus, 7830 nucleotides long. RefSeq names its product transmembrane p24 trafficking protein family member 8 (gene TMED8). Lineage: Eukaryota; Metazoa; Chordata; Lepidosauria; Squamata; Anolidae. The record is from RefSeq and is a predicted model, not a curated record.